UUUACUCAACUCUUGUCCUGAUAUCACUCCGCUUGCAUGGAGGAGAGGACUUGAUUAUUGUGAUGGUGGCAGGCAGCAGCUUCUAGCGACGAGCCGAGAUCACCGCGUCUCUAGGAUUUCCGUUCGCGUCCCUCGAUACGGACCGGGACGAUUGGACCUUACGCAAACCUUUUUACCGGACAGGGAUUUUUACUGACCAAACCAAUGAGAUGCAAGUUCACGGAGCAACUCCGGAGCCCGUUCGGUUCAGACAGCAAAACUUUUUCUCAAAGGACAACACAAUAAAACGGCGAGCUCGCUACGUCGGGUUGUUGUGUGAAUGAGUGAUGACCGCUUGUAGCCUAAUAUCCGGAUGUUUCCUUUGGAGUUAAAAGUGUAGCGGCGGUAUUGAAGUGUGGACCGGCUGCAUAGCAAGCUCUACCCACGCUGGGGGUGUUUUGUUACCUGUUUUCAGGAUCGAGAACGAUGUUGUUGUAAACAGUAUUGAAUGGUGGAACCUCCACGUACUGUCCCGGCGGAGGGAAGCAGCAUCGGUCACCGUUUGCUACUGUCCUUUGAAUCCCCCCUCUCUUGUCUCUGAACAAGCUAGUUACCUUCUCACCCCUGUGGAACAAUCUGAACGAGGUGAGGGUGCUUGGGAAAAGUUCUUCCAAAAUACCAGCCCUUUGGCUAGAGGAUGGGGGACUUUGCAUCCCCCGCUGCCGCCAACGGCAGUAGCAUUUGCAUCAAUAACAAUGCCAUGAACAGCGGCAUCAACCCGAGUGGAAACUCUAACAAUGUGGGCAUUCCGAAACACAGCACAGUGGUCGAAAGGCUACGGCAGCGGAUAGAGGGCUGCCGGAGACACCAUGUCAACUGCGAGAACAGAUACCAGCAAGCUCACGCCGAGCAGCUGGAGAUAGAGCGCAGGGAGACUGUGAGUCUCUACCAGCGGAGCUUGGAGCAGAGGGCGAAGAAAUCCGCCAACACCAAGCAGCAAAGUAAACAACAAGACCCCGACUCGGCCUCGACUACCGAGCAGAGAAAUAACACUCUCAUAGCGGCUUCCGAGCAAGGCGUGGUCGGCAUGUCGCGGCCACCCGGCGCCGUCCCGCCCCCGCACCCCUCUGGGGGCGGGGCCUCGGGGGUGGGGCCCAGCCAGGGGGCGGGGCCUCCCCCGGGUUACCUGGGCAACCAGCAGCAGGCCAUGAUGAAGCAAAUGAUGGCGCUGGAGCAGGAAAAGAGGGUGCAGCUCCACCUGAUGGAGCAGCAGAAACAGCAGCUGCUCCGGGAGCAGAGGCACCAGCAGCAACAGCAUCUCCUGGCUGAACAGCUCCAGCAGCAGCAGCAUCUUCCUAGACAGAUGGGUCAAGGCCAGAGGAAUCCCUACCCACAGGUCAACCAGUACCAGGGUACCCCCCAGGAGAUGGCGGCCCACUCCCAGGCACUCCAGAACAUCCGUGCGGCCCGUCUCCUCCAGCAGCAGAACCAGCAGGCCCAGAUGGUCCAGAUGGGCUCCGUCCAGAACCAGGGCUCCAUGCAGGGGGGCCCGGGGGGCUCGGUGGGGUCCCAGUCUGACAUGGGACUCCCGUACGGGGGCCAGGGGGCCGGCCAGCAGUCCCUUUACGGCCUCAACCCUUCCAUGAGCCAGAUGAUGCAGCAGCAGCAACAGCAGCAGCACCAGAGCCAAAGCGUCCAAGGGUCCAUGGGGCUCCCCCCCCAGCACAACCCGGCCGGGCAGCCCCAAAGGCAGGGGCCGGUGGGGCCCGGUGUGGGGGUCGGGGGCAUGGGAGGAGGAUAUGGCAGCCAAGGGAUGAUGAUGAACUCCAUGUCCCAGCAGCCCCUCAAAGGGCCACCCAACACCAAGGCCCAGGCCCAGAGGCUGCAGAGCAUGAUGGGAGGCGGAGGUGGUGGAGGGGUGCAGGCGGGGGGGAUGGGAGGCUGGCCACAGCAACAGGGGCAGAACAUGCAGUCUAUGGGUGGCGGAGUGGCCGGCAGGGGCAGGACUACAGGAGACAUGGUGGGAUUUAGCUCCUCCCAGGGCUACGGGCUGCAGCCGGGACAGCAACCGCGUAUGGCUAAGCAGCACUUCCCCCAGGGCAUGGGCCAGCCCAUGGACCCCAGGGUGGGGAACCCUGCAGCAGGCAUGGCCGGGCCCAUGAUGGCAGCUCACAUGGGCGGCCAGUCAAGGACCAACCAGCCCAGACCCAUGGUGAUGAGCCAGGGGGUGAUGGGCCAGAGCGUGCCUGGCAUGGGGACCUUCGGACAGGGGCCCGGGGGCCCGGCAAUGGGGGGUGGAGGUGGAGGAGGGCCCUAUGGCCAGGGAGGUGGGGUCGGGGGUCAGCCGCAAGGCUACCAGCGGACGUCUAGCCAGGACAUGUCCUCAUAUGGCUAUGGGGGCGGGCAGGCUCCCUCGGGCGGGGGCUUCGGAUUGGCCGAUGGAACGGGAGCGGAGCUGGACUCGAGCGAUGGUUGGAUGGAAGAGUUUUUUCCCAGCCAAUAGCCAACGGUGAAACAUUGACUUUUUACUAGACGGACUACAAGAAAAUGGGAGGGGAGAACUUUAACUGGGAAAUAGAAAUGGAAUUAAAGGAGUUGGGACAAGCAACAUGUUUUGUUUUGUAAAACAUGAAAAAGCUGAUAGAUGAGUUCCUUGUCUUGUAUUAUGUGUGUGUUUGUGUGUGUGUGUGUGUGUGUGUGUGUGCGUGUGUGUGUGUGUGUGCGCGCGCGUUUGCAAGCAAAUCUGUGUGUUAUCAUGAUAUUUAAAGCGCCUCUCAAUGAAUGUGGUUUUGUGGUAAUAGAUAUCACACACAGAUUGAGAAGUGAAUUUGUAUCUGUUUUUUAUUUUAUUUCAUUUCGUUUUACAUGAGAUGACUAUCCUUUUUUUCCAAUGCCUCAAACCAACCCCUUUUAGAAGUAGAUCCUCAUUGGGCCAAACUCAAGUUCUCUGGUAGAUUUGGGGGUUUUGGUGGUUAGGUUGAGUCAGUGGUUCUGUCUAACUCCAUGUUGUCAUUCUAUGUGUUGGGGGUGUGUGGGUGGGGCGGGGGGGUAUAUUGUGUAACGAUCAUAGCAUUUAUACAUAUGCCAUUCUCUUUGACAGGCCAGACAUAAACACACAUACACCCACACAUACUCAGAGAGACACAGAAAAGCCAUUGUCAUCUUCCUAUUCGGGGCUUCAGUGCUAUCAACUAACAGAGCAAAAGAGAGGCAACAGAAGCAUCUGUCACAAGCCGUACAUCCUGACUGGUAGAGAUUCAUGCACUUCAUUCUCCCUCCCUCCUUUCCACUCCCUCUCUUUUCCUCCCUCUCUCUUGAGAGCUGUGCUUUUUGUCUGCGUUCAGCCUGCUGUUUAUACUGUGAACAUCACAACAAAACAAACGGUGUUUCUCUUUUGUGCGCUGUGCAGACGCACCGGGCCCCCCUACCACUGUUGCUAGGCAACCAGCCUGAGCCGAGGAGCCAGGGCUUCAUUUCCUGUUCGCUGUAGCUGUGUGUGUGUCUGGUGUGUGUGUGUGUGUGUGUGAGCACGUCCGUGUGUGUGUGUCUGUGUCCAGGUGUGUGUGUGUGGAAGAGAGAGAGAACUGAGAGAACUGGCAGCUAGCGCGCACACACAUACUCUCUGUCACACACACACACACGCACACACACACACACACCACUCCCCAACGGCCAAGGAGAAUGGAGGGAGAGGAUCUAUCAGUCAGAGAGAGAUGCAGCUUAGGGAGCUCCAUCACACCUAAUAAUCACCGUCUGUCUCUCAAUCUCUCUCAUGAAAUCUAUAUAAAUGUAGUCCAACUAGAAGACAAGUAGGAAAGGGUAGCUAGGCAUUGAAUGUAUAUCAAGCACCACAAGUGACUUCAUUUGAAAUGGACAAAAAAACUAAAAAACAUGGUCAGCCAUCUUGGAGUGCUCACACUCGUUAUUUGACCUUUUUUUUGUCACAUGCUUUUUGUGUCAGCUAGAAAACAUUGAAUCUGUUCAACAACAAAAAAAGGAUAGUCUCACUGUUCAAUGUGUCUCUCUGUCUAUCUGAAGGUUCUCGGACCUGAAGGCUGUCGUCGCUCAGUUUUCUGCGUUUGUUAUGUCGUUCAGAUGUAUGUGAAACAUGAAUAGCGGUCCUAGUACUGUGAAGAGAGGCUGAGAUCACUCUAAACAAGGCCUUACCACGGCGUAACCUAACCACUGUUCUCCAUAAUGUGUGACCUCUGCUUUGAUUUCUAUUUAUAUACUUUUAUAAAGAGCUGAGACAAAAGGAGAUUAGAAAGGGUUGUGGCGUCUGGCAGGAUAUCUCCCCGUGCUCUCAGUAAGUCAUUGCCUACACACAACCCGCCUUUGCCUGAAACCCAAGAGGUGAAACUAGGGGUAGAGAGAAAUAUUGUAUCAGGCUUUUAUAGGCCUCAAAGCUAGGAGAAGUGUGAUUUAGGAACACUAGUGGCUUUAACGCCCUCUCCCUAGUGACUUAACUGUGUCAGAAGAUUUUGCACGCAUAGCUUCCAAAUGCUUCAUCAUUGGGUACUGCUAGAUGAAGUGUUGAUUUCCACUUCUGUACCAACCGACAUACAACAUUCAACAAGGACUGAAUGCGAAAUGUCACAACAAACCUAAUCAAGUCCCCUUCUUCUCUCGCUCUUUCUAUCUUUCUCUGGCCAAUCUAUUGUCUAUGUCCAUGCCAUAGUGUUAAUACUGUUUCCCAGAACCCUUUAAGUAACCUUGUAGGUGAAAGACCUUUUUGCCAGUCUCAGCGAAGGUUGGUAACACCCAUACAGUCACAUAUAUAUUUUUGUCUGCUUAUGUUUCGGGAGGAUGUAGCCCAUUUGGUGUUUGUGUUGGAAGGAAGAGUGUAGCGUUCGGCACAGAAGUCGCCCCCAAGAGAGUCAAGUCUGGAGAUCAGGAGUCAGUUUACCUUUCCUGCAACCCUAACUAAAAGAGUUAGGAGGUGUGUGAAUCAGGCUUCAGACCAGCGACCAGGGGUUGCUAGCUCAUUCAAUGUGUUACUUCCUACUCCUAUAGGCCUGCUGUUUCAGGUGGGGGAAACAGUGUUAAUGGACACAGGGGCCUCAGUUAGUGACCAUUAGUCCUUUUUAAAUAUGAAGGACAAUCCCCCCCAUGCAUAAAAAAUAUGAAAAAAUUUAACAAAGCUUCCUCCAAAUAUCAUUGUAUACUGGGACCAAGUCAAUUGUGAACGUCAUUUUACGGUAUCUUUUUUUUUGUUCUUCCUUGUUUUUGUUGACUAUGAGAAAAACUAUAUAAAAGAAAAAGGCUAUUUGUAAAUAUGUUUUUACAGGUUUAAAUACAUCAGAUAAUACUGUCUCUACUCUCUGUAAAGAAAUUACUGUUUGUCAAAAAAUAGAGAAGUAUUUUUAUUUCUGUUUUUUUCACUUUUAACCCAUCUGAGCUAUGCCAUUGCACUUCAGACAAUGUCUUACUACUAAUUUGUAUUGUAAACCUCUUCUAAUUUUUUUCUAGUUUGGGAUUUUACUCUUAAGCAGUGCUUAUUUCUUUUUAUCCUGUACAGAAUUCUGAAAUGUUAACACGAGAGAAAAACAAAACACUUUUUUUGUUUUCUUUUUUUUUCAGAAAAGAUACAACAAUAAAGAGAGAAUGUUCUCGCUGAUCAUAUUAAAUGAAA
This is a messenger RNA of Hypomesus transpacificus, 5611 nucleotides long. RefSeq names its product mastermind-like transcriptional coactivator 3 (gene maml3). Gene Ontology annotation, molecular function: transcription coactivator activity. Gene Ontology annotation, cellular component: nucleoplasm; nuclear speck. The coding region runs from base 677 to 2482 and encodes 601 amino acids. Gene Ontology annotation, biological process: positive regulation of transcription of Notch receptor target; Notch signaling pathway. The record is from RefSeq and is a predicted model, not a curated record. The transcript has 5 exons. NCBI's taxonomy places the organism in Eukaryota, Metazoa, Chordata, Actinopteri, Osmeriformes, Osmeridae.